Molecule: messenger RNA, 2488 nt
Organism: Myotis davidii
Lineage: Eukaryota; Metazoa; Chordata; Mammalia; Chiroptera; Vespertilionidae
Gene: TBX19
Product: T-box 19
Exons: 6
Coding region: 164-1486 (440 amino acids)
Biological process (GO): heart morphogenesis; positive regulation of DNA-templated transcription; cell fate specification
Cellular component (GO): nucleus
Molecular function (GO): DNA-binding transcription factor activity, RNA polymerase II-specific; RNA polymerase II cis-regulatory region sequence-specific DNA binding
Source: RefSeq, a predicted model, not a curated record
GGCUCUGUGUGACGAGGCCUGCUGCUCGGCUCCUCUUUAUUUGUCCCCCGGCAUUCUCUGCACCCCAAGGCACUCAGAGUAGACAGACGGCUGGACAGGGGGCAGUGUCCCUAACACUCCCACAUCCCUGCUGUGGCUCAGUUUCUGCUUUUCUUUCAGACGGAUGUUCCCUGUUCUGAAGAUCAGUGUGACGGGGCUGGACCCCAAUGCCAUGUACUCCCUCCUGCUGGACUUUGUCCCCGCGGACAGCCACCGCUGGAAGUACGUCAACGGGGAGUGGGUGCCGGCGGGCAAGCCCGAGGUCGCCAGCCACAGCUGCGUGUACAUCCACCCGGACUCGCCCAACUUCGGGGCGCACUGGAUGAAGGCCCCCAUCUCCUUCAGCAAGGUCAAGCUCACCAACAAGCUCAGCGGAGGCGGCCAGAUAAUGCUGAAUUCCCUGCACAAAUACGAGCCCCAGGUCCACAUAGUGCGCGUGGGAGGUGCCCAUCGGAUGGUCAUGAACUGCUCCUUCCCUGAAACCCAGUUCAUCGCUGUGACGGCCUACCAGAACGAGGACGUCAGGGCGAACCACCUGAAAGAUAUCCCGGAAGCGAUCUCCGAGAGCCAGCACGUGGCCUGUCCCCACCUGAAGUCAGAGCACCUUUUAGCGUAUGCACCCCAACAGUCUUCUAUAUCGCUAUGGUUCCAGUGCCACAGACCUGGCGAGGACCUGCUGUCCGUCUCCAGAGAAGCCGGCGAGCUGUGCCACGCGUGGGAGGGGGCAGGGGUGGUCUCUGUCCCACGGCGGACGUCCAGUGUGGUCCACACAGAAGCAGAGCUGUGCACGGGCGGGGAACCCGACUGGAGGUGUCAGUGUGUCUUCCUCUCUGUCCUAGUGGGUGGCUGGAUCUUCUCCAACCCGGAGGGAGUGUGCUCGGCCGGGAACGCCAAUUUCCAGUAUGCGCCUCCUCUGCCUCUGUCUGCCCCUCACACCCACCACGGCUGUGAGCGCUACGCUGGCCUCCGCGGGCACCGGCCGGCCCCCUACCCGUCCGCGUACAUGCACAGGACCCAUUCUCCCUCAGUGAACUUGCUAGAAAGCUCCGGCAACAACCUGCAAGUGUUCUCCGGAGCUGACAGCUGGACUUCCAUCUCCUCCACGCCCCACGCCAGCAUCCUGUCCGUCCCGCACACCAGCGGCCCCAUCAACCCUGGGCCCAGCCCCUACCCGUGCCUGUGGACCAUCAGCAACGGAGGCGGGGGUGCCGGGCCGGGCCCCGACGUGCAUGCCGGGUCUCCGGGCGCAUUUCUCCUGGGCAACCCCGCCGUGACUUCGCCCCUCUCCACCCAGGCGCCCACUUCGGCGGCGGUGGAGGUUCUGGGGGAGCCCUCGCUGACCAGCAUCGCCGUGUCCACCUGGACAGCGGUGGCCUCGCAUCCGUUUGCGGGCUGGGGUGGCUCGGGUGGGGGUGGGCGCCAUUCUCCCUCCUCGCUGGACAGCUAGGCAGGGUCCGAGGGCAGGGGUCCACAGAGAACCUUCCGUGUGUCCAGCACCUAGAACCCCCGAUCCCAGUGAGUGGGGCUGCGGGGGGUGGGCGCCUCCAGAAGCCGACUGGCAGGUUGUUCAGCGAGGGUGAGGCUGAUGACGUACUGGGUCUUUCUACCACUUCCUGUUUGCGAUCUCAUUUUCUCUGCAGAGGAUUUCUCUGUGCUCGGGCAACAGCGGUUCAUCCAAUACCCUCCCGUGCCUUGCCCCUACUCCCAAGUGAUUGUAGACGGCGAUACUUCUUCUAGGUGAAGAAGCAUAUGACACUAACUUCUGUUAAGUGAGCUCCAAGUUUGCCUGCCCGAGGCCACCGUUUUGUGGCUUUGUGCAGCCCUCAAGGGUGUGUGGCCACAAGCCUUCUACUCUGAGAGCAAGAGAGGCUGUAACUCAGCGUGAAGGUAGCAAAGAUAGAGCCAAUCACACAAUCCAGCAGGAGCCUGGCAUCGAGGUCAGAUCACGCACUACCUUGCUCAGUCACCUUCGAUGGCUCACCAGUGCCUGCAGAGCAGAGUCACACGUAACCACCAGGGGAUCCUCUACAGCCCGGCCUCGCUGCUUCUGCAGCUGAGCUCCCUGCUACCUGGCAGCACCCGUGUGUCAGUCGAGGGAGACACUGCCCCGGUGCUCUAUGUUCAGUGGACUUUCCCACCGCUGUGCCUCUGACCCGAGCUGUCCUCUGUCUAGUCCCGUUGUGCAUCCUACCCCUCUCUCCGCCUCGCUCAAGUGCCAUGCCCUGCACCAGCCCUGCCCUGCCCUGCCCGGGGCAUUGCUGUAGCCAAUGCCCUGCCCAGGCACACUCCACUGUGCCCUGCCCCGACUCGCCCCUGCUUUGCCUCUGGCGUGAGCUCCCUCAUUCUGCCUGUGCUUUCUUCUCUGUGAGUGUGCCUCUCCCAGAGACUGUGAGCCCCUUGGGGGCGAGGCCUAGCCUUGGCUUUGUGCCCCACAGCUCCUGGAUCUGUG